AUAACUUCGUCUCUGCCAUUCACUUUUCACUUGACUCUGCCUUUUCUUUAUCUUUGCAGUUUCUCUGUUUCUGCCAUUGACUUGUGCAGUAUCAGUCCGGGACUUCGGUUCCUCCAGCUCAGCGCUGCCAUGGCCCCCAGAUUGAUCACCCGGAGGCUUGUUGUUCAUCCUGCAGGCGCUCGUCCUCGAUGUCUGAGGCGCUUCGCUAUACAAUCUCGCCUCACCACAACGACCAACCGCUCUCGACCGAUACUCCCCUUCCUCUUCGUACCCAGAUCCAGUCCAAACUCAGUACGGCGCUACACUUCCGAGCGAAAGCGAUGGUGGAAACAUGAGGCGAAGCUGGUGGUGCGCUACACGCUGACGCUCUGGGGAGUCGUCGUCUGCGUCUUGACCAUCUUCUUCGCCUUCAACGAAGAGGCUCUCGAACGAGAAUUCCCGACGCCCCACGAAUGGCACUACCUGACAAGAAAGUUCCUCCGAGACGCCAACAACUUUAAAGACCCCAAGAACGGCCAGAUCAACUGGGCGCGAGCACUGGAGCUCUCGCGCGGCGUUGUCAUCAGGCUGGAAGACCCCGCGAUUGAUGGACAGGACGUGGUGAAGCUCUCAGACGUGGUUGACCCCCAGCUGGAGGUGCCGGGCGAGUUCAUUGCAUGCGACAUCUCGGCCAAGUCAGAGGAGUGGCGCAGGGGCUACUUCGAGGCCAUCAUGCUGGCCGCCAAGGCUGCCGAGCACGUCGACGGCUGGCUGCGAGACACGACACGGAAUAUCGUCACCCCUCCGGAGUUCGUCAUUGGCCCCUCGAACCCUCAUCCGACUCCGAUCCCACCCGGAAACCCGUCCGCUCCGCGCGAGGAGGACUGCGAAACCGCAUAUCCGUCCGCCGACAAUUGGUACACUAAGAUCCUGGCGACCAAGGGCUUGACCUCGCGCCAAAAGGUGCAGGCAUGUCUGGAGUUCGCCAGCUUUAUGGAAUUUAAGAACAAUUCCGAAGCCGCCGAAUCCCUCUAUAAGCUAGCCCUAGCAGAGGCAACCUCCAGCCUGGACCCCAAGAAGCUUCCCUACGACCCAAGGACCUUUGUGCUUAAGGAGCGCGCCGAACCUCCCUCCCUAAACCUCCUCGACGCCCUCACAGCCACGGCCAACCACAUAGCCCGCAAGGGCGACGUCGCCUCCGCUCUCCCCAUCUACCUCUCUAUCCUCAAAGCCCGGCGCUCCCUCUCCGACGAUCCUCCCCGCGCAGCCGCCCCCAAACGCAAGACCGAAUCCUUCACCGGACAAAUCCUUAAGUUCUUCGCCCCGCCAGAAUACCCCCCUCCUCCUCCGGACGGCACCCAGCCCCCCUGGCGAAGCCCUUCCGAGCGCUGCCAGGAAGCCGCCCUGAACCUCUACAUUGGCGAAAUCCUCUACGCGACGGGCUCCAAGGACGAUGGCCUAGCAUGGACGAGAGACGGCGUGGAUCUGGCAGAGGAGCAGCUCCGAAGCCCAAAACUCAGCCAAGACACCACCCGCGAGGCAAAGACGACGUGCAGGAAUUGCUUGUCCACGGGGCUGGGCAACUGGUCCAUCAUGGUCUCGAGACUGGCAAAGGAGGAGAAGGAGAAGAAGGCGUCUGGCUCUCCGUCAUCCAUGUUCUCUUUCUGGAGCGGAUCGUCGCAGGACUCUGAGAGUCGCUGGGAGGCAGAGGAGGUGGUGAUUCAGGAGCGUGUGAAGCGGACGCGGGAGUUGUUGGAGGACGUGCAGGCGCCAAAGCCGGGCAUUGUGUCGUUUUUCAAGGUAUAGUCGUGUUCAGUCAUUACCUGUCACCACAACUCGCCAUCAUACCUUAUGGCUCCAAAGUUGGGCACUUAUUUACCACCAUGUAUCAAAUUGUGCUGUCCGAUAAAGGACUCGCCAAUUCUCAUUGUACUAUAAUAGCUGGCUAGUGGAAAUGGCGAAUGAUUGCUUUCCAUAUCACCUCAUGAUCAUG
Messenger RNA from Trichoderma reesei QM6a, 1972 nucleotides. RefSeq lists its product as uncharacterized. Lineage: Eukaryota; Fungi; Ascomycota; Sordariomycetes; Hypocreales; Hypocreaceae. The record is from RefSeq and is a predicted model, not a curated record. Bases 130 to 1785 code for a protein of 551 amino acids. The transcript has a single exon.